GUGAUCAAUUUUAUUAUGAUGAUGGCGCCAUCUACUGUACAUAUCAAUAUAAUCACGUGUGGUCCGGCCAGGUGAUUGAUCAUGUAUGGAUCGAUUGUUUUUUGGCCAUCAUUACUGAACGAUAAAUUAAUAUGGAAGACAAGUGCCUUGUUGGGAAGAAAAUUCACCACUUUCAAUCAGAUGAUUGUCCAUAAUAAACGUUUGGCUCGCCGAUCGUUACUUGUAGAGGAUGGUACCGCCAAUUUACGACAUUUAUGGCUCAAAGAUGAUGAAAACCUGAAUGGGCAAUUGUUUGAUUCUAGAGCGGAAUCCAUAAUCAGGUGGCGAAUCGAUUCAAACGGUUCGAUCCAAGGUGGACCGCAUUCAAAACGGUUCUUUCUCGUACAAUUUUGUGAUGAUCAACACUAUGUCAAUGGUUGUCAAUAUUUGCAAUCCAAAUACGGUACGACCAUUCAUAAUAAUGUCUGCUUUCUCACCAAUGACCGACGAACCUGGCCAAAAGUGAGCAACGACAAAAUCAAAAUAUUCAUACAGCCAGAUAUUCUGUCCAACUGUUCGAUCGACCGAUAUCGCAUAUUCAGAGCCGAUAACAAUCACUUAAUCGGUCAGUUUGACGAUUAUCUCCUUAAACCGGCUACUAGUAUGCGUUAUAAGCAGUGGUUUGAACGACAAAAGAUCAAGCCUUCAGAUUCACGCAUCACACAUUUAAUCUCAAAAGUGAUGCAAGGUCAACAUUUGAUUCCUAUUUCUCAGCAUCGAAUUCGUUUCCUAAUCUGCCAACAAUUGGAACAGCUGUUUCAAUCGAAAUUAUCCAAACGAACGAGUAGUAAUCAAUUUCGAUUAAUACCAUUUGGAUCGGAUGUAUCCGGUUUUGGUAUGGAAGAUUCGGAUCUAGAUUUAUGUCUAGUAGAAGAUGGGGGCCAGCACAAAGUUCACACUCAUCGUUCGGUACGGAUCCUGCGAUCGUUAUCGUCCACAAUGGAAUCAACAAUCAAAAUAAAUAACCGUUUGCACGUCAAGCAUUUCAAACAAAUUCAACGCAUAUUUCGAGCGUUCGUGCCAAUCAUCAAAUGUCGUUCUCGUUUGAUGCCAUCAUUAAAUGUAGAUGUUUCGGUGGAUACAGAAUGUAAUAGUGGCGUUCAGAUGGCCGCCUAUCUCCAUUAUUGUUCGCACAGUUGUCCAUCGGUUCGUGGCUUAAUUCUGUUGCUCAAAUUCUGGGCCAAACAUCAUGGCAUUAUCCAUUCGAAUCCUGGUGAAUGGUUUUCCAGUUUUCAGCUCACCAUUCUGGUCAUUGCUUAUCUACAAAGCGAACGCAUCAUAUUGACCAUUAAUGAUUGGGAAAAUCAAAUAUACAGCAGCCAAACAGCAAUAGAAAAACGUGAUGCCGAUGUGAGCGAUCAAAUUCUACAGCAUGUGCAUGGAUUCUUUCAAUUCGUCAUUGAAUACAAUUUCUGGACUCAGGCUAUUGAUCUACGAACCGGCCAGAUAGAUUUGGCCAAGCCACUGACAUCGAAAACAAGUGCCUGUUAUGUAAUCAAUCCAUUCUUGACUCAUCUGAACAUUACCAAGACCGUAUCGGAUGCAGAACUAGAACGGUUUCUUUGUUUUUGUAAACAAUCUUUACAGUUGAUGCAAAGAAACGAUUUCCAAUGUAUCGAUCUAUUUACCGGUCGAAUCGAUGAUCGUUUGUAUGCGUAUACAAACAUAAAUGAGUAGUCAUUGAAUUUUGUAAAUAAAUUUUAUUCAAUCUCUCA
Molecule: messenger RNA, 1754 nt
Organism: Dermatophagoides farinae (American house dust mite)
Lineage: Eukaryota; Metazoa; Arthropoda; Arachnida; Sarcoptiformes; Pyroglyphidae
Product: poly(A) RNA polymerase, mitochondrial
Biological process (GO): RNA 3'-end processing
Molecular function (GO): poly(A) RNA polymerase activity
Source: RefSeq, a predicted model, not a curated record